Messenger RNA from Arachis stenosperma, 660 nucleotides. RefSeq lists its product as uncharacterized. The transcript is spliced from 2 exons. Bases 1 to 660 code for a protein of 219 amino acids. NCBI's taxonomy places the organism in Eukaryota, Viridiplantae, Streptophyta, Magnoliopsida, Fabales, Fabaceae. The record is from RefSeq and is a predicted model, not a curated record.
AUGGCUUCUCGCGGACGAGUUCGUCUUCGUACUCGAAGAGAGAUUGAGAGUAACCAGUCGACGGAUAAUCACCCUGAACUUAUGUCGGCGAUAACUAGCUUAGCUAACACGAUUCAAGCAAGCACUGCCAAGGACUACUCGUGCUGUGCGGUGAACCAGGCUGACUCGCCAGUUUUUGAGGAAUCGAUAAAUCCUGCUGAAGCAGACAACUGGGUAAGAGCUGUGGAGGGUGCAUUACAAACUCAACAAGUCCCGAGUAAUCAGUUCGUGGAAUAUGCGGCUUAUCAACUAAUGGGAGAAGCUCAGCAAUGGUGGCAAGGAGAGUGCCGACUGCUACGCCUACAAAAGGUGGACAUUACAUGGGCGUUAUUCCAUGAAGCUUUCUACAAAAAGUAUUUGCAUGAAUCAUUAAGGGAGGCUAGAGAGUUGGAGCUCUUACAGCUGAUGCAAGGGUCCAUGAAUAUAGCUGAAUACACCAGCAAGUUCGAGGAACUCUGUAGGUCUUCGAGAAUAAGUCAGGGUACUCCUGAGUCCUAUGAGGGAUGGAAAUGUGUCAAAUAUGAAGUAGGGCUGAGGGAAGAUAUCAUGUGUGUUGUGGAUCCAUUGAAGAUUAGGAGAUUCUCUGAAUUGGUGGACAAGGCAACAACUGUUGAAGAUUAA